AGCACUGAGUCGGCAACAGUGGCAGCGCGACAGUGUUUUUUUGACAUUUGACGGUUGUUUUUUUUAUCAAUUGCCUGUGAAAAUUAUAAAAAAAACAAAAUCCGAUACCCCGAGGAACAGGAAAGGAGUUGGUCGAUUUGCGUUAACGUACAUAGCCAAACUCAGUCAAUAAACAUUUUUAAAUUGUAUCCUAGUGUUAAUUCGAAAAUGGCUUUAUCUGUUAUGCUGCGCAAUGCCGCGAAAUUGAAUGCCAUUGGACUUGCAAAGACCACUGCCCAUCUGUCAUUGCCCAUUAAGACGUUGACCACAAAGAGUGCUUUCUCUGCUGGAAGCUUAAAAACGUUGACAUUCUUCAAGAAUGCACAGACUUUACAAAGGAGCUUUUCCCUAAGCGCGGCCAAGAUGGCUGCAGCCAAGGGUAAUCACACGCCAUUAUGGACUGCGGAACGUUUGAUCUCCCUCGCUCUUUUGGGUGUUGUGCCCGGAGCCUUUAUUUAUCCCUCGCAGACACUUGAUGCUCUUCUAGCAAUCUCCGUGGUUCUUCAUUCUCAUUGGGGCGUGGAAGCUAUAAUCACAGAUUACGCACGGCCGCAAGUAGUUGGACCAUUGUUGCCAAAGGUUGCUCAUGGAGCUCUGAUUGUGUUGUCUAUAGCUACUCUUGGUGGUCUUUUCUACAUUAUUCAAAAUGAUGUCGGUAUUGCCAAUUCUGUUAAACAGUUGUGGAAGAUUAGGGGAGCUGGAUCUGAACCAAUUGCUAAAGAAGAUGUGGAAGAUUCCUGCACCGACGAAUGAAAAGAAUUUCUAUAGAAGAGAAAAAGAAAAUAAAGCAUUAUGAAUUUCACCGAAAUCAAUUAAUUAUGAAAAGGGCAAUGGAUUGAAUCAUAAAAACCUGUUUCAUGUGAAAUAGUUUGUUGUUUGUGAAUGUUAA
Molecule: messenger RNA, 928 nt
Organism: Rhagoletis zephyria (snowberry fruit fly)
Lineage: Eukaryota; Metazoa; Arthropoda; Insecta; Diptera; Tephritidae
Gene: SdhD
Product: succinate dehydrogenase, subunit D
Biological process (GO): mitochondrial electron transport, succinate to ubiquinone; tricarboxylic acid cycle
Cellular component (GO): mitochondrial envelope; respiratory chain complex II (succinate dehydrogenase); membrane
Molecular function (GO): ubiquinone binding; heme binding
Source: RefSeq, a predicted model, not a curated record